AGGGGUAUUUUUGUGGGCACGUUCACAACUAUUGUGUAUUUUAGUUUGCACACUGUGACUAUGAAUAUUUAGCUUAUCUAACAUAGCAGGAAGGAAGAGUUAGUUGCGUGAUCAGUUCGUGUGAAAUCAUUAGCAUCUGCAAAUUAGGAAAUAUAAGGAAGUUCAAACGCAGUAGGGGAAAUGAUAAUCUGAGUAACAUUCUGACUUGCAGCUUUUGCAAUUGAACAUUUGCUUGCAGUAUAAAAAGUGGCAGAGUAAAAAACUUGCAGGUUUAAGGGUCUUUGCAGCUCCGAUCCACAAUCAAACACGAUAAAGGAGGAGGAUUUUUUCAAGAGGAGGCUUCGUUACCUCUUUCCAGACAACAAAAGAUGUUUGAUGCUCUUGGACUCAUUUGCAUGUGUGUGACACUAUUUCAUCCCUCGCAUGCUGACCUCCAGUGUAUGGAGCGAACCCUUUCAGCAGAGACACAAGAAUCACCUAUCAAAAGUUUGACGUGGAAUUGGAGAAGAAUGGAGCUGUCCUGGGAGAGCAGCGAGGAUUUCUCUACAUAUAUUUGCAUGAUGACCAUGGGUAGUGAAUUUAGAAGGAUGACGGUGAAGAACAGAAAAUGCAGUUUUUCAAUAGAAUGUAAUCUACCUCUGCACAGAGGGAUAAACUUUACCAUUGAAGUACCAGAUAAGAACAUCUCAAAACAUUGCCAAUUUAUCCCUGAAGGUAACGCUUAUGAUCUGGGCAUGAAGGGAUCAGCCAUUGAAAACUUCUCCUGUGUGAUUUAUGAUGUUUCUCUCAUGAACUGCACUUGGCAGGCAGGCAGGAAUGCUCCAGCAGAUACCCAAUAUUUUCUCUACUGGAAAAAAUCAAGUGAUGAGAACGAGAUAGAAUGUGAGCUUUACAUUAAAGGUGAAAAUGGCAUGCACACAGGAUGCAGAUUCCAAAAUGUGAUGAUUGAAGGCGAACCUGCUUAUUUCCUGGUGAAUGGGUCUAGCAAAGAUUCCCAGAUCCUGUUCUAUGAUGACUACAUAAGACUGUAUACAAUUGAAAGAUUCACUCCUCCAUUAAAUGUCAGUGUCAACUGUACUAGCAAUCCGGCAGGUUGCAUAAUUACAUGGCAAAAACCCCUUACAAGUUAUCAGAAAAUUGAAAGUUGUUUUGAGUAUGAAAUUAACAUACAAAAUAAGGAUGAGCCUGAAAAACAUGAAAAGGAUCCUCCUAUAAGCGUAAGUGGAUACAAGUAUGAAUUCAAAAAUUAUAAUGUGAAAAAACAAUACAUUCUGAAAAUCAGAGCACGUGGAAGCAGCACAUGUACUGUAAACAGAAGCUGGGGAGAAUGGAGUGAACCCAUAGAGUUUGGUCAAGAGAAAGACUACUUCAUUUUUGUGCUUUUACUUCUGAUAGUACUUGGAACAAUCUUAGUGACACUGCUCCUUUUUUUUCUUCGCAAAAGGUACUGCAGUUUCAAAAGAAUAUUUCCUCCUAUUCCACAACCAAGGGAUAAAUUUAACACAUCACAUGAUGAAAAUAUCCAGACAGAGAAUUUGUUUCCAUCCAGUCUAAGCUGUACUAAGGAAGUAACUAUGGUUCAAGAGAUGACCUAACUUUCUAAAAAGAAAACAGAUUUGGAUUCUUCAACACAAAAUGAUGCAUCAAGACAAUCUACAAGCAUUUGUGUUCUUCACAGUACAGAUGAGAAAUGAAUGCCUAUGAAAUUUUCUCCCGUUAAAAACAAACAACAAAAAAAUAAAAUGGAAUAGGAAGCUUUAUAGAAUACAGGCCUUAGAUUUAGAUUCCUGCUUUUUUAUGUGUGUAAAAUUCCAGAUCUUUUUCUGUUAAAUGUAUUUUUCAAAAUAAACACAUUUUACCAA
Messenger RNA from Oxyura jamaicensis (ruddy duck), 1862 nucleotides. Its product is annotated as granulocyte-macrophage colony-stimulating factor receptor subunit alpha-like. The transcript has 12 exons. Gene Ontology annotation, biological process: cytokine-mediated signaling pathway. The record is from RefSeq and is a predicted model, not a curated record. Gene Ontology annotation, molecular function: cytokine receptor activity; protein binding. NCBI's taxonomy places the organism in Eukaryota, Metazoa, Chordata, Aves, Anseriformes, Anatidae. The coding region runs from base 369 to 1595 and encodes 408 amino acids. Gene Ontology annotation, cellular component: membrane; external side of plasma membrane.